Messenger RNA from Epithele typhae, 885 nucleotides. RefSeq names its product DUF2407 ubiquitin-like domain-containing protein. Gene Ontology annotation, biological process: protein processing. The record is from RefSeq and is a predicted model, not a curated record. Gene Ontology annotation, molecular function: protein binding. Gene Ontology annotation, cellular component: Dsc E3 ubiquitin ligase complex; endoplasmic reticulum. The transcript has 5 exons. NCBI's taxonomy places the organism in Eukaryota, Fungi, Basidiomycota, Agaricomycetes, Polyporales, Epitheliaceae. Bases 1 to 885 code for a protein of 294 amino acids.
AUGUCUGCAUCACUAAGCGAGAAAGCCAGAGGAAAGCAGCGCGAAGACCCGGAAGCCGCGGAACCAGAACCGCCGCCAACCAAAGACCUCACCAUCCGGUUCACUGAGGGUAUCCCUGACCUUACGGUGCAGGUCGCGGAGAAAGAUACGGUCACGGACGUGAAGAACAGUAUUCGUCAAGCUAGGCCAGAUUUGGCGGACAGGCGACUCAGGCUCAUCCACGCUGGGCAACUACUAGCAGACAGCACUCAGCUCUAUUCCCGAAUUGCAUCUGUGGAGCAGCGAAGACGAAGGCCAACGUCCUCGGCGGGAAGCAGCAACGACGCCGACAAUCGAAGCGAAGAGGCGGCUGCAUCGAGUGCGCCGACAUGGCUGCACUGCUCUGUUGGGCCGAAGUUGCAGGAUGGGGAAACGGACGAGGGGAGAAUGCAGACUGCGCAAUUGAAACCGCUGCGGGGGUUCGACAGGCUCUCUGCGGCAGGCUUCUCUGAGGCGGACAUUGCGAACAUCCGACUGCAGUUCCACACCCACUCUGCAGGGGACUACUUGGAUCAAGAGUUUGAUGACCAGGAGGACUUCGACGAGCAUGCGCGCCAGCUGGAAGAGCAAUGGAUCGAUUCCCUCGACGGCGGAAAUAGCGCGUCACUUGCCAACUCGCAGCCGGCUACAACCCAAUUUCAUAACGGCAUCGUCUUGGGUUUCUUCUUUCCCCUCAUACCCGUAUUUUUCUUUAGGGCAACCAAGCCGGCGAUAUUCUGGGAUGACGACUCGGAGUAUGAAACCGUCUCGCAACCCGUGUUCUCGCGGAGGAUGCAGAUGGGCAUCGUAGUCGGGUUCCUACUGAACGCCUUGUUCGGGAUGUGGACGUACUUACUUUCCUCGUAG